Messenger RNA from Physcomitrium patens, 1337 nucleotides. RefSeq lists its product as uncharacterized. The record is from RefSeq and is a predicted model, not a curated record. NCBI's taxonomy places the organism in Eukaryota, Viridiplantae, Streptophyta, Bryopsida, Funariales, Funariaceae.
CGCGCCAACUCCUUCACUCUUACUUCAGUCCUUGAUCUCUCGCAGACAAAUUGACUCAUCUUCUACACUCUCAUCAUACCCAAUUUUCUUGAUAGAUUUGUUUAUUGAAUACAUUUAUGGGUUUUGUUUUUUAUACGUCAGAGGUAGUGAUUUAGAGUGUCUGAGGAGGUUGUUUGAGUUUUGUUGUGUUUUUUUCUUUUUUUUUUCUUUUUUUUUUUUUUUUUUUUCGAAGAGGUUUUCCGACGAUGUCUGGGGCGACGCUGGCUGCAGGCCCUCGCAUUCCGAAGCACAUCGAUGAGACACACGGAGAGAAGUAUGAUCGCCGAGCCGGCGAUACAGCCGGUCUCGGAGGUAUCAUGGGCUCCCUCCGCGUGAUCGAGCUUCAAUUGGUGGCGUUCAUCAUCGUGUUUUCGGCGUCUGGGUUGGUUCCCCUCUUGGAUCUUGCUUUCCCGGUGUUCUUGUCCAUCUAUGCGUUUCUGUUGUCGGCUUUGGUGUUUCCGAAUUACGGGAACGCAGAAUCGCUGCAGGUUUUUAAGGGGAAUCGCUUGUUUCAACUGUAUGUCGUGUUCGGGACUGUUAUUGGGCUGUUCUUGCCCCUAGCGUAUGUGUUAGGCGGGUUUGCGCGGAAUGAUCAGGACUCGGUUCGUGCCGCGACACCUCACUUGUUCCUGCUGUCGUUUCAAGUGUUGUCGGAGAAUCUUAUUUCCGGGUUGAACAUCUUCUCGGUUCCAGUUCGGGCGCUUCUGCCUAUUUUGUACAGUAUGCGCCGCUUGUUUUCGUUAAAUGGAUGGGUCAUCAGCACAUGGUUUACCAACAAGGUUGGGCAAGAUAUCCGCAUUCAGGACGAAUACUGGGUUUACUUCGGUCGUGCAUUGUCAGCAGCCAAUGCUAUAUACUACACCAUCAACCUGUUUUGCUUUCUCAUUCCCAUGUUUUUGCCUCGCGCCUUUGAGACCUACUUCAACGACAGAGCACAAUACCAGGCUGAGCAUCCCAAACAAGAGAAGAGCUCCAUGUCCUCAAUGCUCCCAUCGAAGCUGCCAGUUCCCUCGCUUCUGAAGAAACCGCACUCAGAGGAGGGCAAGAAGUCAGAGGAGGACAAGAAGUCAUCCUAGAUGUAUUGACUCCAAACUGUAGGAAUGGUAUUGUUGUGAAUAGGUUGUAGGGCACAAGAAAGAGGGCUUAAUUGAGGAUCACUUUCUGUGUAGAUCAUCACAGGUAUGUACAAGUUAUAGAUGCUUUUUGGUGUCCAGAAAAUAGGAAUGGGGAGCUGACAAUAAUGUGUACCAUUGUAACUUGCCAUAUAACAUGUGUUGUUUAUCAUGCUUUUUGAAAAA